Molecule: messenger RNA, 2591 nt
Organism: Stylophora pistillata
Lineage: Eukaryota; Metazoa; Cnidaria; Anthozoa; Scleractinia; Pocilloporidae
Product: neuropeptide FF receptor 2-like
Biological process (GO): G protein-coupled receptor signaling pathway
Cellular component (GO): plasma membrane
Molecular function (GO): G protein-coupled receptor activity
Source: RefSeq, a predicted model, not a curated record
GUGAAAACAAUUAAUGAGAAAACUGAAAAUGAUAACAUAGCUACUCAAGUAAAACGUGUUACUUGGCGAAGGAUAAGCAAGUGUUUUCAAUUCACUGACUGAUACUUGAAGUAGAUUGCGACGCCUAAGGUCAGAGCACCUUGGUUUUUCGAAAGAGUUGGAGCAACGGAAUACACAGUUGCUUUACCGGUACAAGUGGGAGCAGUGGACAUGAUAUAUGCGUAGUUGGCUUCAACUGAAUUCGGUGGCUUUAAGUUGAAAAACUAAGCAUUUAAGAGGAAUCGCUGUUAGUAUUCAACAGCUGUGGGCUCGGCGAGGCUUUUGUUCAUUUGAUUUUGUCAAGAUCUGAUAUUCUUCUUCGAGAAUCUUCACAUUAAGAGGUUAUUUGUUGCCAAAAAUGUCUUCCAACGACACUACAAGUAACGCGUCCGAUGUUUGUGGUUUACCUGACCACUCAUCAACUGAUACAAUAUGGAAAACAUUUGCAUAUUGUUUUAUUGCAUUCGGUUCUCUGUUUGGAAACUCCCUUGUUAUUUUCGUCAUUUUCAAAAACCGCAACAUGCGAUCGACCAUAAAUUAUUUCAUAGUAAACAUGUCAGCGUCUGAUAUCCUCUUCGCUGUUUUUGUAUUUCCUCGCCUCGUUUUGGAGCUAUAUUCAGUACCUGGCAGAUGGCUAAUCGGUGGCAUGGUGGGCUCAAUACUUUGCAAGAUCGACCAUUUCAUUCAAGAUGUGUCAACAGCCGUAUCCAUUCUCAGCUUGGUGGCCAUUGCUGUUGAUCGAUUUUACGGCGUGGUGUACCCAAUGAAACCUGGUCUCAUGAGUGGAAAACGAGUUCGUAGGGUGGCCUUGGCAGCGACUUGGUGUUUGGGAGCAUUCCUUCACUUGCCCUACUUUUACGCCUAUAAACUUGUCGACGAUAAGUUCUGCAAGUACAACUGGUAUCCAUUCGCUGAUCAUGUCAAAGCGUCAAAGUUCUACUUUUUAUUUCUAUCAACGAUAUUUUUCUUCUUUCCUGCUGCCAUUUUGGUAAUUGUAUACAGUAUAAUUAUCAAUACUCUACGAAGGCAAAAGUUCCCAGGCAACCAGUCUCUCAAAGACAAGAAAAGGGUCGCUAGACGCAACCGGAGCGUGUUAAGAAUGGUGGUAGUAGUUGUAGUCUUCUUCAUCUGUUGCUGGCUUCCCGUCAACGUAUCAAUAUACAUUACAAUCUUUCAUUGGCGUCCAGAAAAUCGUCCUUGCUAUAUAGAAUUAUUAUUUUUCUCGGUUAUUUUCAUCGCUUAUUCAAACGGCUGCAUUAGUCCCUUCCUUUAUUUCAUUUUUAAUCAUAAUUUUCGUCAAGGCUUGAAAAAAGCCUUCUUGGGCCAUAAUAACCGCAAUUCUGUUCGAAGUAAUCAUCGUUCCUCUCGCCGCAAAACGGAUGAUGCAAGCCUAACAGCUCUCAAAGGCCGCAGAUGAAAUAUCAAAACUCAUCUUCAAGUGAAUUUACAUGUAAGGGAGCAAUUGUCCGUAAAGGGAUGCAAUCAAAGACUAUUGUAAAAAAGUAGAAAUGACGAAGAGAAAACAAUUAACUAUAUCCAUGGUAUGUUAAUAUGCCUUGUCCAAAAAUCACGCUUUUGCUUUUAAAACGAGAAUAGGAUAUCAUUCUAUAGGAAAAGUAAUGACUGAAAAGGUGAAUUAGGAUGGUGGAAAUAGAUAUAGAUACUAUAAUCUACAUCCAAACGAAGACUGCAAACAGAUCGUGGAUCGUCUCUUUUACAAACCGCGCGGCAAAAGAGGUUGCACUCGAUGUUUCACACGUGGAAAUCUGUGGGUUAAAGGUUUUUCUCGGCGACUGUGAGAACCGGUUGGUAUUUGGUCAAAAUUUAUGAAGCGCCCGUCGAGCUCCCCGAUACGGCUGUAAUCAGCCGUUUGAGCCACUACGGCCAGGUGUUAAGUUUACGCCGGGAUAAAAUAGCGCAGCACAUCCACAACGGCGUAAGAACCGCCAGAAUGUCAAUUAACCGUGCCAUUCCAUCUGUCAUCAGCGUGGCCGGUGAAAUAAUCCGGAUAUGGUACCCUAGUCAACCAAAGACUUGUAGAAACUGUGGCGCCGACGACCACAUGGCCAGGGGGUGCUCUUCGCUUCGCUGUUUUAACUGCGAGCGCCCUGGCCAUCGUGCUCGAGAGUGUGGUGAACCGACUAAGUGCACUGUUUGUUUGGCCAACAACCACGAGUUAUCGAGCUGCUCUUUUGUUUUAUUUAGUGCCAAUUUCGACCCCUCACCUCCACCUUCAGCAAAAACUGAGGAGGAAAAAAAGCAGGAGAGGGAAGAGCGGGCCAGAUGAGCGAAAGAACAACGGGAAAAGGAGGAAAAACCAAAGCAAGACCAACAACAACAACAACAACGGCAACAGCAGGAACAGCAACGACAACAGCAGGAGCAACAACGGCAACUACAGGAAUGACAACUACAACGAAAGAAGGAUGAAGACAGAAAUAGAGAGAGCACAAGGGGAAACGAAGACAAGAAAAGAAGAGACCACGGAAAGAGAGAAUAGCGUUGAGACGAGCGACGGGACGAACCGGAUGAACGAAGAAGAGAUAGGGUUC